GCCCCUCCUUGUCCGGGAUGUUGCUGCCGCUGCUGCGGAAUAGCUGCUUCCCUUCUUCCUCUCCCGGCGGCGGCAGCGGCGGCGGCGGCGGCGACGCGGGCUCAGGGAGCCGGCCAGUGGGGCAACUGCUGCACGGACCCCGCGGGGCGGCGGGGCCAGACGAACAGGGGAACAACGAGCCGGGGGCCGAGCCCCAGCGGCGGCGGCGGGAGGAGGAGGAGGAGGCGGCGGCGGGGCCGGAGGCCGGGGGCCGGGCCCGAGGGGCGCCUCCUCCGGGGAGCGGGCCGCGGGCGGAGCGGGAUCCGUAUGUGUCCAUGGAUCGGGGGGCCGCGCUGCAGAGGCGAGGCGGAGGCCUGAGCGGGGGCGUCUCGGCCGCCGGCUCCCCGGCGCUGUCGGGCGGCCAGGCCCGCCGGAGGAAGCAGCCGCCCCGGCCGGCCGACUUCAAGCUGCAGGUCAUCAUCAUCGGUUCCCGGGGCGUGGGCAAGACCAGCCUGAUGGAGCGCUUCACCGACGAUACCUUCUGCGAGGCCUGCAAGUCCACCGUGGGUGUUGAUUUUAAAAUCAAAACAGUAGAGUUAAGGGGGAAGAAAAUUAGAUUACAAAUCUGGGACACAGCAGGUCAGGAGAGAUUCAACAGCAUUACCUCAGCUUAUUACAGAAGUGCCAAGGGAAUCAUAUUAGUGUACGAUAUUACAAAGAAAGAGACAUUUGAUGAUCUACCGAAAUGGAUGAAAAUGAUUGAUAAGUAUGCCUCAGAAGAUGCAGAACUUUUGUUAGUUGGAAAUAAGUUGGACUGUGAAACUGACAGAGAAAUCACUAGACAGCAGGGUGAAAAGUUUGCACAACAGAUAACCGGGAUGAGAUUCUGUGAAGCAAGUGCCAAGGAUAAUUUCAAUGUGGAUGAGAUAUUUCUAAAACUUGUUGAUGAUAUUCUGAAAAAGAUGCCUCUGGAUGUGUUAAGGAAUGAAUUAUCCAACAGCAUCCUUUCCUUACAACCAGAACCAGAAAUACCACCAGAACUGCCUCCACCAAGACCACAUGUCCGUUGCUGUUGAUUUGCUUCUUAGGGACAUAGUAAAAAAGAUUCUUGGGAAGGGGGAAGAGUAUCUGUUCAACUCUGCACUACAAUCAUUUUGACAAUUUCAUGUCGCACUUUGUUAUCCAAGUCAGAGCUACACACUAACCUGUAAAUAUGCAAAUAUUUAAUCCUGUGUAGGAUUUAACUAUGUUACAUAUUUCCCCCACACACACAUACAUUUGUAUAUUUCCUUCAUUAUCUCAGUGUUAUAAAUAUUGUGUAGGCACUGGGGAAACUGCAGUACUCCUGAUAUAAAGGAGUGGGAGAAAUGAAAUCUAUAAUACUUCAAAUAAAUGUUUUAAUAGUUCUUGUCAAUUAUAUUAAAAUGGCAGAAAUUAUUCUGGUAAGAAAAGAGUAUUUGGUGCUUUGCUAACUAUUUUAAAGAGAAAUUUGUAAAAACUGAAGAAUUUUUUGAAUAAAGCUUCCAUAAGUCAUGUGUUUUCUUUUUCUUUAUUCAAAAGACUUUUUCAGCUGUAGCAUCCUUGUAGCAUUGGAGUGGUUCUGCAGCAAAGCAAAAAUCCAUUUGAUUUCCAUCCUUUAAAAAAUAUUUAUUAAUAGUAUGUUAAUAAUGAUAGCAUAUCACUAGAGUUAGAGAUAUUGGACUUGACUUAGACCUAAGACAGCAAUAUUGCUGUCACAGUUUCUCAAUGAGCAGAAUAUACACUAUACUUUUAAGAACCACAGAGAUCAAGUAAAAAGAGAUGUAUUUGAAACUAUUACAUAUGUUAAAAUGAUGCUGCUGUCCUAUAAGCAAAUCCUGUUUAAAGGAAUUUUUUGAAGAUACCUUUCCUAUAUCAAGAAACAUAUAUGUAUUUGCCUGAUAACUUGGUCCUUUUCAAUGGUAGAAGCAAAUGAAUAAUAAAAAAAAAAACAAAACCCUUUUUUAAAAAGUGAAGCUUAUGUUCUGUCCAGCAUAUACUGUAUUCUAUUUUUUUGGGGGGGUGGAUGGGGCAGGGGGAGUCUGAUAAUGAAUUUGUGAAUUCUAUCUUUGGUAUAUCUUUUAUUAAGCUGCACUUUGUUUAGUUAAAGUAAAUAAGUAGUAACAUAUUUGAAUAACUUUGCGUGUCUUGAAUGUUGUGGCAUUGAAAAGCAUUGUGGUCUUUCUAAACUAAUGAAGUCCAAAUAAAAUUUUGUAUUUAUGAAUGACAAUGGAAUUGAUGCCAUUAUUUGUGUUUAUUAUAAAAUUGUGUAUAUAUAGUGAUGGCUAAGUGAAAACAUCCUUUAUGAAGAAUAAAUUUUGUAUUUUAAAUACGUUUUAUACAGGGGAAAAAUUUAGUCCUAGGAAAGACAUCGAUGUAUGUGCUGAUACUUCAAAAUAUUUGUAAUUGCAUUGAUUCACCUAUAAAUAAACUUUCACCUAUAAAUAAACUCUACAACCAGCCACUUGAGAGAUUCUGUGACUGAAUAGUCACCACCUGGUGGUCAACCAUCUCUUCUGGUUCCAACCCACCUCCCUAGCCUUAUUACAGUUAUUACUCCCCUUCACACACUCUUGCUGGUCCUCACACACAAUACUCUAUUUCCCACCUCUGCACUUAACCAUCCCUGGUUUCCUUUAAAACUAUUCAAGUGCCCUACCUUCUCUAAGGCUUUUCCUGAUCACCCCACUGCCAAUGCCUUCUCCCCCAAAAGAUCAUGUAUUUUGCAUAUUAUUGUGUGUACUCAUGUCCUCUCCCUGUCUCUAGAAUGUAAGCUCUUGGAGGGCAAGAACUAUUUCACUUGUCUGUGUAACCCCAGCACACUUAGCAUACUACCUUGUACAUAGGGACUUAAUAAAUGCUUGUUGACUGACA
Messenger RNA from Dromiciops gliroides (monito del monte), 2871 nucleotides. RefSeq names its product RAB12, member RAS oncogene family (gene RAB12). The transcript is spliced from 6 exons. Gene Ontology annotation, molecular function: GTPase activity; GTP binding. Gene Ontology annotation, cellular component: synaptic vesicle; plasma membrane; endosome. The coding region runs from base 18 to 1055 and encodes 345 amino acids. The record is from RefSeq and is a predicted model, not a curated record. Lineage: Eukaryota; Metazoa; Chordata; Mammalia; Microbiotheria; Microbiotheriidae. Gene Ontology annotation, biological process: protein secretion; protein localization to plasma membrane; regulation of exocytosis.